AUGGAGACCGCAAGCACAGCAAACGGGGUCACCGCGGCUGCUGAUGACAUGGGAGGUCUUAUUGCCGGUACGGCAUUCCUCAGUAUGGGGAUGCUCUCGAGGGGAAGUAAGAGUGAGAGUGAGGGGGACGUUCUACAAGCGGUGCAUACCUCGAGUGAAAUCCCGACCUCCGGUUCGUACGAUGAUACCGGGGCAUUGGCCAUACACAAGGGGUACUACAAACCCAACUCGGUGGCAAGCUACCCCCGCCUUGUAGGAGUGGAAGAGGUCCCAGAGCUGUCCGAAGUGCAGCCAGUAUGUCAUCCUGCCUUUGCAUCGCAGUUCGUUCCAGAAAGUAUAUCACGCAUUGCAGAGCCUCUACUUGAGUUUGAGAUUGAUUCUGACAGCAAAUAUGCCGGAUGGUCGCCCGGAUCAACAUCCGUCGCUGGUUACGGUAGAGAUGUGACAUUUUGGCUAAAGCAUUGCAGCGUCAACGCCGACUCCAACGAGGACCCCCGAUACGCAUGGCUUCGCUCGCAGACGAAGCCACUGCUGGGAUCCUUUAUCGACCAGGCGUGGGGAAAACUUCUCAAUGGCCUUGAAGAGUUUACCGAGAGAAAGGGGUUUGAUGCUGUGCGUGAGCUUAUCGGGCCGAGCGACUAUGCAUGGCUAGAUCCCGACGAACAAUAUAAGCUCAGGCACCAAAUCACCGACCUGCUCGGAGCCAUAAGCACGUCCGUCGUGCCCAGCCUCGACGUCCACCGCAGCAUCACGCACCUCGCGUACCAUGAGAAACUCGACCCAUCCCCUACCUACGCCUUCGGAGACUUCAUGCGACAGAUGCUUCUGGCUCGCGAAGCAACCCUCCGCAUCCAGCGCGACAGCCGACGCUGGUACGGUGGAAUCAGCCUGAGCGUCCUCUUCGACAUGAUCGCUGCCGACAGGUGGGCUCGCAACAUGAUCCUCGAAGCUGCCGGAAGCGCGGGGUACAAGGUUUCGCCAAACGUGUUGAACCAGCAACUCGAUGGACUGCUCACGUUCGUCGACGAAAUGCAGUGGCCUUUCGGCCGCGAGGUCCGCGAGGCUGUCGCCCCGCUCCGCGGAGAGAAUCCCACUUUCGACAUCUCCCUCAUGGAUUGGGUGGCGGGAUUCAUCCUCCCGGGGGCAACGUAUCCGCUUGCAGUGAUCAGUUCCGUGUACAAUCUCUCGAAGACACUGAAAGCCCAUGCGCCUACACGGGUUGUCCAUGCUCGCCAGGGGAAUUACGGCAUUGUUUUUCCGCGGGCGUCGUAUUGGCAUGCGAGGUCGGUGGUCGGCAAGGUCCUGGCUCCGCUAUCUCUCUUUGAGGCGACGGACCGGUUUCGUGUCCGUUGUUUGGGUGGCUGGAUUGGCCCCUGUCUGUCGUCCGAGGAGCCGCUGCCUGACUCUACAUUCGGUCUGCUCAUCUCAGUCACGGCGCACCCACCAACGUUCCCCGACAUUGGGUCCGAGGAAGUGGACAGCAGCGCGCGAGAGCGGGAUCAUCACCUCAAUGGGGCAGAGUACACAAAUACUAGCAGCAGCAGCUGGACACCCUUGGAAGCCCCGCCAGACCUAUUCAUCCCCCGUAUACAGGACAGCGAUCCAGUAUCCCUGCACUCGGUCCACCUCACCAAAUCCGGUGACAUGGGCGCGGACACGGAGGAAAGCACGAACCGCGCACCAACCUACAAUGUCAGCCUCGACUUCCACCUCUCGCACACAGACACCGCUGCAACAUUCACCCUGACCACAAACAGCGUCUUUAUCGCUGCGCCGCCGUGUCGCGGCACACACCGCGUGAAUCCAGACAAGGCUAGUCACUAUACCUUCAGCGUCCGUGGCGUAGAGGAUCUAGAGCGGCUGCCAAAGUGGGGGGAACAGAACGAUGACGGUCCGGCGAUUCUGGUUAUUAAUGCGAGGGGCGGUCCGGAGAGCGAGGUCUUUGCGAGGGCUUGGUGUUGUCAUACAGGGCGUAAUGCGGUUGUUUGGAGGCCUGGCGGGGACAAGAGCUGUUGCUUCAAGUGUGCGUUGAUGGUUGCCUCGGCAGAAGGAUUGGGGACCCGGGUUUUAAUAGUCUGUUAG
This is a messenger RNA of Aspergillus calidoustus, 2082 nucleotides long. The record is from the annotation of a GenBank genome assembly. Lineage: Eukaryota; Fungi; Ascomycota; Eurotiomycetes; Eurotiales; Aspergillaceae.